UCGGAAAGAGAGACGGUGUGCCGCUUGGACCGAUCGAACUUCUCUCCGUCACCCGCGACUCGGCAUCAACUCAGCAGGCGCCGGGCAUAUCAUUCGGAGCGCAUAUAUUCACUUGAAAAUGGGGAAGAAGCCUGCGAAUGCAAGGGGGAGAGGAGGGAGGGGACGGGGACGCGGAAGAGGGGGCGGGGGGCAUGCUGGUCAUCAUGCGCGCCACCAGCUGGGUAUAAAUGAGCGGCCGGACAGCGCUAUAGACGAUGUUGCAGGGCAAGAGGAGGAGGAGGGAAGCGGGUCAGAUGGAGGUGGGCUUUCUGUCAGCCUUUUUGUAUGCAUAUGAAUGAAUACGCAGACGAACAGGUUACGAUUGACGUGCCAGUCGCUAUGUGGGACUUCGACCACUGCGAUCCCAAACGAUGCUCGGGCAAGAAGCUGUCUCGACUGGGCCUGAUCAAGGAGCUUAAGGUGCCAUCGAAGUUCAGAGGCAUCGUCGUAUCUCCAAAGGCCUCGCAAGUGGUAGCGCCAUGCGACAGAGAUAUAGUACUCAAGGGCGGCGUUGCCGUAGUUGAAUGCUCGUGGGCGCGCCUAGACGACGUCCCAUUCAACAAGAUCGCAAGCCCGCACGAGCGUUUACUACCCUACCUCAUUGCGAGCAAUCCCGUAAAUUACGGCAAACCGUGGCGGCUGAACUGCGUCGAGGCCCUCGCCGCCGCUUUCUACAUCACCGGGUUUGACGAAUACGCGGAGCGCUUGCUGAGCGGCUUUGGAUGGGGGGCGUCGUUCUGGAAGGUCAACAAGUCGUUGAUCGAGCAGUACCGACGGUGCAAUACCGCUGAAGAGGUAUCGCGGAAGCAGGACGAAAUCAUCGCUCAGCUGGAUGCGAGCUGGGCACAGUCUCGGAAAGAACGGGGUAGGAACGAGGAGGGUGACGAUCUAUUGGUCGCAAACCCGAACCAUCAGCAGUGGGAUACACUUAGCGACAACGACGAGCCUCCAGACUCGUCGGAUGAGUCAGAUGCAGCGACUUCCGGUCGAUAG
Molecule: messenger RNA, 1032 nt
Organism: Schizophyllum commune H4-8
Lineage: Eukaryota; Fungi; Basidiomycota; Agaricomycetes; Agaricales; Schizophyllaceae
Product: DUF367-domain-containing protein
Exons: 5
Coding region: 325-1032 (235 amino acids)
Biological process (GO): maturation of SSU-rRNA
Molecular function (GO): rRNA small subunit aminocarboxypropyltransferase activity
Source: RefSeq, a predicted model, not a curated record